GCUGAGGGGAAUUUGGGAGUUACUGCCUUGGGGUGUCUGGGAUGUACUGCUAGAACUUAGAACUUCCACCCUUCCAGUGCUACCAAGCAGGUGAAGGACAAUGUCUGCACAAGGCUCUGCAGCAGCCUUGGGGCUCAGUUCCCAGCCCAGCUGCAGCACCCCGGUGCCUGCACCAAGGAAUUCCCUCCUGGCACAGCCUGUCCCUCCUCCACGGAGCUGCUCCCUUGCCCUGCUCGGCCAGGAGGACAUCGUGGAGAGCUACAGCGGGAGCUCCUGCGAGCUGGGGGUGGCUCUGCUGGACUGCAGCUGCUCGGCCCCAGACCCGCAGCUGGUGCGCAGGAUCGUGGCCCAGGUGGAGUUCUACCUGUCCGACGAGAACCUGGCCAAGGACACCUUCCUCCUCAAGCACGUGCAGAAGAACAAGAUGGGCUUUGUCAGCAUCAAGCUGCUGACAUCCUUCAAGAAGGUGAAAUACCUGACCCGGGACUGGCGCCUCACCCUGUAUGCCCUCAAGUUCUCGGCGCUGCUGGAGGUGAACAAGGAGGGCACCAAAGUCAGGCGGCGGCUCCCCAUCCCCGAGCACCUGCUGAGCGUCCCCCCCAGCAAGCUGCUGGCCUGGGAGCUGCAGCCGCGGCAGCAGGAGCUGCUGCUGCAGGAGACCUUCCUGGAGACCAUCGCGAGGAUGUUCAGCCCCUUCGGAGCCAUCGCCUCCAUCCGCCUGCUGCGGCCGGGCCGCAAGCUGCCCUCGGACGUGCGCAGGUACUCGGGGCGCUUUCCCGAGCUGCUGAGCCGCUGCUGUGCCCUGGUGGAGUACGAGAGCCUGGAGAGCGCCCACAGAGCCUUCGAGAGCCUCGGGCACCGCGACUGGCACGGCGUCAGGGUGGUGCGGCUGUGCGGGAAGGGGGGGAAGAAGAAAGGCGAGGAGGAGCGGGCGGGCUGGAAGGAGCCGGAGGCGGCUCCGAGCUUCCCCCGCAGCCUCGGGGCUUCCCUGGCCAGCAGCUCCCCGGAGUCGGAUGAUGAUGCCUCGGGGUCGCUGUCCCUCCUCCUGAAGCAGGACCUGCUGGCACCGGCCUGGCCUGGCGGCGAUUUCACUCCUGGGAAUUCCAGCGCCUUCCCCGGCUCGCUGCUCCCCGGCGGGGGCUGGGACCCGCUCGGGCUGGGCUGGGGCGCCGAGAGCCGCUGGGGCAGCGCCGAGGGCUCCUGGACACCCUGGGCCAGCGGGCUCUGUCCUGCGGCCAGCGCCCCUCCCAGCUGAGCCCUGGGGCUCGGAGCCCCUCGGCCUGGGAUGGGGUCCUGGCUCUGCCCCACGGCCCCGGGGGCUCCGGCAGCAGCUUCGGGAGAGGAGAACUCGUCCUCCGGCGCUGAGACUCCUUCAGAUUCAGGGUUAGGGUUUGUUAUUUCCUUUCUUUUCCCUUCUUCUCUCGAGCAGAGGAGUUUUCUGUGGCCCUGCGAGCUGCGGGCGGUGGCAGUGCAGCUGAUCCAGGGGACAGAAGUUUUGGGGCAAGGAUGAUGCUCGAGGCAGACGCUGAGCAGCAGCAGGAGCUGUGCCGUGCUGUGCUCGUGCCGCUGGGACUGUGCUUGCUCAGGGCCCAGAGCUGGGUUUGGGGUCCAGGUGUUGGAUGAGAAAUGGGCAAUAAAGAGAGAUUAAGUUUCCAGGCAUUCUCUGGUUGAUGCUGUGAUUUUUUUCCCCCCUUUUUUAGUGUUUUUUUAAAGGGAAGGAGGGUCCCUGCUUGCAGCUGCCUCCCUUGCUGUCCUUGGGGUGCUGGGGACACUGAGGGGUGCCCAGGGCAGGUGGCCCAGGUUGGCUGAGCCUGAGAGAGACAGGAGUGAUGGCUGUGGUGGCAGGACCGUGGUUCCUCCUGGCUGUUGGCUGCUCAAGGCUCUCUGGCGUCUCUCAGGAUGGAAUGUGGGGGGCUCCUGUGCCCCUCCUGCUCCCACAGCCCCCCCAGCUCCUCUGGGAAAGGGUUAAGGGAGGCUACAGGUGGCUCUCAGGGGUCUGCCAGUGCAAGAGCCCUUGGUGUGGAGCCAGAGCUGGGAUGUGGUGGGAUGAGUCCUGUGCCUGCAGGGCUGGACUGGAGGAUUCAGCUGGGCAGGGCUGGUGAGGGGAUGGGGUCACACCUUGUGUGAGGAGAGGUUUGAGGGCAGUCCCUGCAGCUGGGAGCCUCUGGCUGAGGAUGAGGGGGAUGGAAAACAAAGCAGGUGUGAGUUCUGGUACCCAUCACCCAGCCAGGACCCCAGCACUGAGGACUUGUUCUACAGGUAGUGAGAAUUCUCUGGAUCAAGAAUUCCUUGUCCUUGUGGAGAUUUUGUUUCCCAGAGCCCAGCUGGGAAUGGCCUCUUGCUGGGACAAGCAGGUCUGGGAAACUCCUGAAGUCUGCUGGAGAGAACUUCUUGUCCCAAGUGCUCAGGGAGCCACCAGGAAAGCUCCAUCCUAAACCUGCUGGCUGGGAAUGAAGAAGGAUUGGUGGGAACUGGGAUGGUCUUGGCCCCAGUGCCAAGAGAAAGAUGAGGAGGAGAAAGAUGGACACCAGAGCCGCUUCCCAAGACUUGAGGAGAGGAGAUGUUCUGCUCCUCGGGGAGCUGCUCAGCAGAGUUCCCUGAGAAUCUUUGAGGGGUUU
Poecile atricapillus (Black-capped chickadee) is the source of this 2618-nucleotide messenger RNA. Its product is annotated as la-related protein 6-like. The coding region runs from base 101 to 1255 and encodes 384 amino acids. Lineage: Eukaryota; Metazoa; Chordata; Aves; Passeriformes; Paridae. Gene Ontology annotation, molecular function: mRNA binding. The record is from RefSeq and is a predicted model, not a curated record. Gene Ontology annotation, biological process: RNA processing. The transcript has 4 exons. Gene Ontology annotation, cellular component: nucleus.